AUUAGUCUGAAAGUGCGAGCCUCUCGAAGAGAAAGAGGAACAUGAAGCCUAGGAUUUUCUCGGUUGUUUCUACGUUGCUGUUAUUUUACGCUUCAGUGGUUCGACCUAAGGAGACAACGGACAGAGUGGAAUGUCUGCACGAUGAUAGAUUCUACCGGAAUCCAAAAACUCCAGCGCACAAAAUCUGGACGCAGGAUGAAUGCGCGAAGUACUACCUCUGCUUAGAUAGCGACGUCUUUGAGUUCAAGUGUUCGCAUGGCUUACUCUUCGACGUAUCCCGUCAGAUAUGUGAUUUUAAGGCAAAUGUCGACAACUGUGACGUGAGUUUGGAGGAAAUACCCCCGAAGCCACUUCUCGACGACGGUGAAUGCGAGGAUGAUACCUUGGCAUGUGGAGACGGAACGUGUUUACCUUCCCUUUACUUUUGCGACGGAAGCGUUGACUGUCCGGAUGCCUCGGACGAGGCCUGGUGCGAUACAGAGAAGGACCGCAACGCGGCACCGUCUUGCGACCCUGAAAAAUGCCACCUGCCAGACUGUUGGUGUUCCAAAGAAGGUACCAGAGUACCUGGAAACCUGAGCGUCUCCAACAUUCCCCAGAUGAUCUCGAUAACUUUCAACGAUGCCGUCAACGCCGAAAAUAUUGACCUUUACUCAAACAUAUUCAACGACGCGAGGAGAAAUCCGAACGGAUGCCCAAUUCGUGGUACAUUCUACGUAAGCCAUCAAUUCACAAAUUACAGAGACGUACAAAGUUUGUGGAACAAUGGCCAUGAAAUUGCAGUUCAUUCCGUAACACAUCGAGGCCCUGAAGAAUGGUGGUCGAAAAAUGCAACUAUCGAAGAUUGGUUCGACGAAAUGGUCGGGGAGGCGAAUAUCAUACACAAAUACGCGGGAGUACGAAUCGAGGAGAUCAGAGGACUGCGAGUGCCGUUUCUCCAAGUCGGAUGGAACCGUCAGUUUCUCAUGAUGACGGAGUUCGGAUUCGCCUACGAUUCGACAAUCGUAGCCCCGUUCUCGAAUCCACCGAUUUGGCCCUACACCCUAGAUCAUCAACCUCCUCACCCUUGCGGCAGCCCCGGUCAGUUGUGUCCAACACGUUCGUACCCAGGCCUCUGGGAGAUACCGAUAAACCAACUGCUGCUAGGGAAUUACACGUGCACCAUGAUUGACUCUUGUACGCGGGAUCUGUCAGGGGAAGAAAUAUAUCGUAUGCUCACGGUUAACUUCAACAGACAUUAUCUACAAAAUCGGGCACCCUAUGGACUCUACUUUCAUGCAGCUUGGUUCAAGAACCCAGCAUACCACUACGCGUUCUCGAAAUUCAUUGACGACACUCUGCAGCUUCCAGACGUUUACUUUGUAACUAGUAAUCAAAUGGUUGAAUGGAUGCGAAAUCCAACGCCGUUAAACAAGCUAAAGAAUUUUCAGCCAUGGAACUGCAACAAGCGGCAAUUCGAGCCCCGGGAAAUUGCCUGCGCCUUGCCGAACACGUGCAAGUUGUACAGUAGUGUCUUAAAGUCUGAUAGAUAUUUGUACACGUGUUACGAAUGUCCGAAACAAUAUCCCUGGUUAAGAAAUGAGUUUGGAUUGAACUAAGGUUAUUCCAAGUAGUAGAAAAACAAUUGACCGCCGGUUAAUAAUACGAAUGAUUACUGUGAAUUCCGCGUUCGUAAAAUAAGGAAAAAAGCCAUUGACCAUAAACCGAAGACGUACCGACACGUGUAGAUGGUCAACUCUACGGAAAUGAUCCUCUGACGUAGAAUUUAUUGAUUACGUGGAAAGUAGAAAAUAGAACGAAUUAAAGUGAGCAAAGACGUUGCGGAUUUGUAAGAUGAAAUUUUUUUGGCCGUAAAAAAAGAUAGGCUAACUUUUUAACCUUUUGAAUUUUAUUGGUAUAAAAUUUGUCAUCUCUGAACGGAAAUUUUUUUACGUGUCUCUUCAGCUGUUGAUCUCACAAGCUUUUCAAAGCCUUAUAUGACUUCUGUGGGAUCUAAUUAGCCUAGUAAGGAUGGUACAAAUCGAUGCUGGGAUGAAAAAAUUUUUGUUUCAAAUAUCGCAAAAAAUGUAAAUUCUUUGAACUUUUCAGGUCAUAUUUUGCAAAUUUUAGUAAAUGCUGGAAUCGAUUAAUUCAUGCCCAAUAUCGACGUAAUUUGGAGAGAGGAAUUCAUUACGACUGGCAAACCGAGUUGCGAAGAGGUGGAAGAGAAAAAUAACGAAUUCAUAGCUACCAAGUUCCAGUUCCAGUUUAUUCAAUGUGCCUUAGUUCUAAUACAAGUGUUCAGGUGUCAGUGUAUACUACCUUACCAAAUUUCCAAAUAGUAUAGUUCUAAUAUGUUGCACUAAUACAUUAUAGUAUUAAUGAUAUAAUAUAUCAAUAAUUCCUGUAAUAAUACAUUCAUUGGUAUAAUUAGGAUAAUAUUUCCAACGUUAUUGGUGUUCACGACAAAAAGUUGCAGAACAAUGAACUAACAUGACACAAGGAGUCUGAAUACAGCAUAGGGAAAAAAUACUACGAUAUAUAUUGCAUUAGGCUGGAUAUAAACAAUGUUGUACAAAAUAAUUAUUACUGCAGUUUCUAAGUGCGGUUUCAAUUUCAGCCUUGGUACAGGUGCAAUGCACCGUCGCAGAAAGCGAGACGUAUAAUAAAAUACAAUAGAUACAAUAGAUUGGAUUGUUACGAUUUUGCGUAACCUGGAAUA
Molecule: messenger RNA, 2701 nt
Organism: Neodiprion virginianus
Lineage: Eukaryota; Metazoa; Arthropoda; Insecta; Hymenoptera; Diprionidae
Gene: ChLD3
Product: chitin deacetylase 1
Exons: 11
Coding region: 42-1598 (518 amino acids)
Biological process (GO): carbohydrate metabolic process
Cellular component (GO): extracellular region
Molecular function (GO): chitin binding; protein binding
Source: RefSeq, a predicted model, not a curated record